This is a messenger RNA of Soboliphyme baturini, 1527 nucleotides long. The record is from the annotation of a GenBank genome assembly. Lineage: Eukaryota; Metazoa; Nematoda; Enoplea; Dioctophymatida; Soboliphymatidae.
CUGCAAACCGAAAAGAUUUCUGCGAGUCAGGCGGUCAGCGCUUACCGAUGGAAGGCGUUUCAGAUUCAGACGCGUUUCAACUGCGUAAUCGAAUUCGUUAGAGAAGCAGUGACGAUGGCCCAGGACUUAGAUAACUGUUUUCGAGGUAUGAAGAAGCCGCCGUUGUUCGGAGUGCCUUUUAGCGUCAAGGAAAACUUCCACAUGAAAGGGUAUGACUGCACGAGUGGUCUCGGAAAAAAUAUUGGCUUACCGAUGUCAGAUGACUCUUCGCUUGUUGCACACCUACAGUUUUUGGGUGCAGUUCCGAUCGUGCGCACCAAUGUCCCACAGACGUUGUUAAGCUUCACUUGUUCGAAUCCUAUUUUUGGAGAAACAUUGAAUCCACACAACGCUACUCGGUCAGCCGGCGGUUCUUCUGGAGGCGAAGCUUGUCUUAUAGCUUCUGGAGGCUGCCCAUUCGGAAUAGGCAGUGAUUUGGCGGGCAGUCUUCGAAUUCCCGCCCAUUUCUCUGGCAUUGCGUCUUUGAAACCUACAUGUGAGCGUCUGAAAGUCACUGGCACCGAACCUGGAAUUCCAGGCACUUCCAGAAUCGUCAUUGGUUAUGGAUUCAUGGCGAAAGACGUUUCUACAUUAGUCACUCUGUUCGAGGCAGUCCUUCAACCGUCAUAUUUUGAGCGCGUGCCGAAUACGGUGCCUCUUCCGUUCCACGCCUAUCAGAGCGACAGUACUAAGCAGCUACGAAUUGGAUUUUGCCAUAGCGACGGAUGGUUCCCGGCAGUACCUGCCGUUCAAAGAGCAAUUGCGGACGUCAUUGUAGCAUUGAAUGAAGUGCCUAACAUCCUUCUUGUUCCAUUCAAAAUUCCUGAACCGGCGAAAGCAUUACAGCUGGCCUUGAAAGCCGUUAUGGUCGAUAAUGGUAAGUGGUGGCUUCGGCGAAUGUCCCAAGAGCCGGUGGACUCGUCACUGAAGGUAAUCAAACUUCCGAUACAAUUGCGUCUGGCUUCUCUUAAAGCGUAUAUGGCGAAUGUUUCGGACGUUCGAGAAACAUUUUCAGAUAUUGAUGAGUAUGUGACGUUGUUCACGAAGGCGUGGAAAGAAAACGACAUGCAGGCAUUGAUCUGUCCACCAUUUCCAUUUCCGGCAGUGGCAGCGAAGUACACAUCGUUUCUGUCGUCAGCUUGCUUUUCCACCGUACUCUUUAACAUGCUGAAUUUUCCUGCUGGAGUUGUCCCUGUCACCGAGGUAACGGAAAAUGACGAAGCCGACAUGCUGACCUAUUCUUUGAAGUUUAUUUCUCCUUACGUUGUGCAGAGUGCGAUGAAAGGUAGCGUAGGAUUGCCUGUUGGCGUGCAGGUAGUUACCCUGCCGUUUCAGGAAGAGCUUUGUCUAGCGUUAAGGCUUGAAACAAAAGAAAGUAAAGAUAGGUGGUUGAACGUUUUAUGGUUCAUAGCGUCAAACACAGCAGAUGGUAAAACCAACGCGUUUCACUACAUAGACCGCAGCAUCAUCUCGGCUCAAAAAAAAUGA